GGGCGGAGUGGGAAGAAAACCCACCGAAAUGGAGGUAGCUACGGACCAGCCACGCUGGAUGGCCCAUCACGCCGUGCUGAAUGGGCAGCACCCGGAGAGUCAUCACCCGGGACUGGCUCACAACUAUAUGGAACCGGCACAGCUCCUACCUCCGGACGAAGUGGACGUCUUUUUUAACCAUCUGGACUCCCAGGGCAACCCGUACUACGCCAACUCCGCCCACGCCAGAGCCAGAGUUUCCUACAGCCAGGCACACGCCCGUCUGACCGGCGGCCAAAUGUGCCGGCCUCACUUGCUCCACAGCCCCGGCCUGCCUUGGCUGGACAGCGGCAAAGCGGCGCUCUCGGCGGCUCACCAUCACAACCCGUGGACGGUGAACCCUUUCACCAAGGGGCCCUUGCACCCUUCGGCGGCCGGCGCGCCGCCCGGCGCCAUCUCGGUUUACCCGGGAGGCAGCAGCUCCGCGUCGAGCGCCGCCUCGGCCUCCUCGCUCACGCCGGCCUCGCACUCGGGCUCCCAUCUCUUCGGCUUCCCGCCGACGCCGCCCAAGGAAGUCUCGCCGGACCCCAACGCGGGCAGCAGCGCCGCCUCGCCGGCCUCCGCCUCGGCCGGCGGCGGCGGCGGCGGCAGGCAAGAUGACAAGGAGCCCCUCAAAUACCAGGUGGCCCUGGCCGACGGCAUGAAGAUGGAGAGCGCCAGCCCGCUGCGCAGCAGCCUGGCCGCUUCCAUGGGCGCGCAGCCGUCCACGCACCACCCGAUCCCCACCUACCCUUCCUAUGUGCCCGCCGCCCACGACUACGGCGGCAGCCUCUUCCACCCGGGCAGUUUCCUCGGGGGCCCCGCUUCUAGCUUCACCCCAAAGCAGAGGAGCAAAGCCAGGUCCUGCUCAGAAAGAAAUCCGGUUUCUUCGUGUUUCCAUUUAGAAGGCAGAGAGUGUGUCAACUGUGGAGCUACUGCUACCCCUCUCUGGAGAAGAGACGGUACCGGGCAUUACCUGUGUAACGCCUGCGGGCUGUACCACAAAAUGAACGGUCAAAAUCGACCUCUCAUUAAACCUAAGCGGAGACUGUCAGCUGCUAGGAGAGCAGGAACCUGUUGUGCUAACUGCCAAACCACCACCACCACUUUAUGGCGACGUAAUGCCAAUGGGGAUCCAGUUUGUAAUGCCUGUGGACUGUAUUACAAAUUGCACAAUGUGAACAGACCGCUGACCAUGAAGAAGGAAGGGAUUCAGACCAGAAAUAGGAAAAUGUCCAACAAAUCCAAGAAGAGCAAGAAAGGCUCUGAAUGUUUUGAGGAACUGUCUAAAUGCAUGCAGGAGAAGUCCUCGCCUUUCAGUGCUGCUGCCCUGGCUAGUCACAUGGCACCAAUGGGCCACUUGCCACCUUUCAGCCACUCUGGACAUAUCCUCCCAACUCCUACCCCCAUUCACCCAUCUUCCAGCAUCUCAUUUGGGCAUCCACAUCCAUCCAGCAUGGUCACAGCUAUGGGAUAGAGUUUAAUGACUCUCACGAACUUCCAGAACUGGGCUUGGCCUAAGAGGACAGGAAGGAAAGACUUUGCCCAGGAAAGAGACUAUAAGGAAGGAAGGAAGGAAAGUAAAAGGGGAUUUUGUUCCAGUAGAAUUCAACUCCUAGUGCUAAAUGGAAACUUUGCAAUGAUGGGUCUUCGGCAGAAAUGCUAAAUGGUGCCUGUUAUGCACUUUGCUCCCUCAGGUAAAAGGAGAAAGAGGAACUCAUCUGUUUGAUACGAUACCGGCUCGUCCCAGUGGAAAGGAAAGGUGGCCAAAGUAGUGAAAGAAACUAGAGCCAGCUUUCCUUUCCCUUUGUUCAUUACUGUGAAUAUUGUAAAGCGAUUAACCAUCUCCUGAAGCAGAGGAAGUUCAGUAGUAGCCACACUUGCUGGAUUUCUACCAUGGAUUGUGUUUUGUGGGGAGGAAAAAUGGACAACUUUAUUAAAAAAAAUCUACUUUUUAAGGAACCAGUCACAUUAAAAAAAUAAUUAUUUAUUUUGCUCUUGUGCUCCAGAAAGAGCUUCAAAACUCUUGCAUGAAUUUAUGGAUCUUUUAUUUUUAUUUUGUUUAAAGAAACAUGCAACCUAGUAGGAAACAGUUUUUCUAAUUAUUAUUAUUUUUUAUUGCUUAAUGGCCACAUUUUUGUUUCUCUUCAUUGCUGUUACAUUUUUUU
Pseudonaja textilis is the source of this 2186-nucleotide messenger RNA. RefSeq names its product GATA binding protein 2 (gene GATA2). The record is from RefSeq and is a predicted model, not a curated record. Gene Ontology annotation, cellular component: nucleus. Gene Ontology annotation, molecular function: RNA polymerase II cis-regulatory region sequence-specific DNA binding; DNA-binding transcription factor activity, RNA polymerase II-specific; zinc ion binding. Gene Ontology annotation, biological process: positive regulation of miRNA transcription; negative regulation of transcription by RNA polymerase II; positive regulation of angiogenesis. Lineage: Eukaryota; Metazoa; Chordata; Lepidosauria; Squamata; Elapidae.